AUGGCUUGGAGAAAUCAAGGCAUCACCGGUUCUAACAACAUUCCCUUGGGGAAGCGCCGCUUUGGUGGCGAUGCCGAUAAGGACAAGGAAGAUGACGCAACUAAUGGUAACAUCACGACUUCGAACGGCAUCGAGAAUGGCGAUCUCAAGCGCGGCCGCAGUCCGGAGCGUUCCGAAGAACCGCGUCGUCGAAAGAAGCGUAAUCGUUGGGGCCAGGCUAGUGACAACAAGGCUGCUGGUUUAAUGGGCUUGCCUACCGCAAUCGUUGCCGACAUGACCGCAGAGCAGCUGGAAGCCUACACAUUGUAUCUGCGCAUUGAGGAGAUUACCCAGAAGCUAAAGAUCGACGAUGUUGUUCCCGCUGAUGGAGACAGGUCUCCAUCUCCGCCCCCCCAGUACGACAACCAUGGCCGUCGCAUCAAUACUCGCGAGUAUCGUUAUCGCAAGCGCCUCGAAGAUGAGCGUCACAAGCUGGUCGAGAAGGCCCUCAAGACGAUCCCCAACUACCAUCCACCUUCCGAUUAUCGCCGGCCAACCAAGACCCAAGAGAAGGUUUACGUGCCAGUCAACGACUACCCAGAGAUCAACUUCAUUGGUUUACUCAUCGGUCCUCGUGGCAAUACACUCAAAAAGAUGGAGGCAGAGUCUGGUGCCAAGAUUGCUAUCCGUGGCAAAGGUUCCGUUAAAGAGGGCAAAGGGCGGUCUGAUGCUGCCCAUUCCAGCAAUCAGGAGGAAGAUCUGCACUGCUUGAUCAUGGCAGACACUGAGGAGAAGGUCCAGAAGGCCAAGAAGCUGAUUCACAAUAUUAUUGAGACAGCUGCCUCUAUCCCCGAGGGUCAAAAUGAGCUUAAGCGAAGUCAGCUCCGUGAAUUGGCUGCUCUGAACGGCACACUGCGUGACGAUGAGAACCAGGCCUGUCAGAAUUGCGGUCAGAUCGGUCAUCGCAAGUACGACUGCCCCGAAAGGCAAAAUUACACGGCCAAUAUCAUUUGCCGUGUCUGUGGUAACGCCGGCCAUAUGGCUCGUGAUUGCCCAGACAGGCAGAAGGGUGCCAGCUGGCGCAAUGAUGGUCCUCGGGGCGGCAGUCGGUUUGGAGGUGGCGAUGCUGUGGAUCGCGAAUAUGAGCAACUCAUGCAAGAACUUGGUGGUGGCCCUGCUCCUGCGCGCAUUGAAGCUGGUCCCAGCUCUGGCUCUGGAGGUGGGAGCGAGCGCCCGUGGGCUCGUGGUCCCACAGGUGGUCCUGCCCCGUGGCGCGUUCGUAACAACAACCCCAGCCACGAUACGGAUGGUGCUCCUUCGGGCCCUUCAGGCGGGACUGCUCCAUGGGUGCGUGACCGCGAGAGAGAUCGUGAUCGCGGAUUCCGCGGGUCAGACGGCCCUGCCGCAGGCGACAGUUACUUUCCAGGCCAGCCCUCGUACGGAAGUGCUUCUGCACCUCCUGGAACUGCACCUUGGCAUCAGGCACCUCCCAUGAAUGCUCAGCCUCCUCCGCCGCCGUUUGGUUAUCCUAGCUAUGGAGCUUAUGGUGCCCCCGGUGCUCCUCCAGGUCUUCCUAUUCCGCCGCCUGGCCUUCCUCCUCCCCCUCCUCCCCCUGGAGCGUCAGCUCCUGGUGCUGCUCCUCCCGGUCUUCCUGGUGGUCUCAACACACUUAUCCAGCAAUAUGCUGGCGCUGUGCCCCCACCGCCCCCGCCGCCCCCGCCACCUCCCGCUGGAGAUGCUCCUCCUCCUCCUCCGCCCAUGGACUUGCCGCCUCCUCCUCCCCCUUCCGGUGCUUAA
Messenger RNA from Thermochaetoides thermophila DSM 1495, 1776 nucleotides. RefSeq lists its product as uncharacterized. The record is from RefSeq and is a predicted model, not a curated record. The transcript is spliced from 6 exons. Gene Ontology annotation, biological process: regulation of mRNA splicing, via spliceosome. Bases 1 to 1776 code for a protein of 591 amino acids. Lineage: Eukaryota; Fungi; Ascomycota; Sordariomycetes; Sordariales; Chaetomiaceae. Gene Ontology annotation, cellular component: nucleus. Gene Ontology annotation, molecular function: mRNA binding; zinc ion binding.